Messenger RNA from Sungouiella intermedia, 294 nucleotides. The record is from the annotation of a GenBank genome assembly. NCBI's taxonomy places the organism in Eukaryota, Fungi, Ascomycota, Pichiomycetes, Serinales, Metschnikowiaceae.
AUGUCAGAGACAGACGUCACACGGCUUAAAGCAUCUAUCUACCUCAGUGUAGCCAAAAUGGUGGAGGAAUACUCGCAAGAAUUGGGCACCACUGCCAGCCCGUCUUUCGUUGCUUCAUUGGUCGAAUUGGUGUAUAAUCAACUUCAGAAUUUAGGAGAAGACUUGGAGCUAUUUGCAGAUCACGCAGGUCGGGCUGUUAUCAACGACUCAGAUAUGUACAUGGUGACUAGGAAGAACGAGAUUCUUACCAAUGCGUUGAAGGAGUAUGCGAAGGGCCUGGGUCUGAGAGAUUGA